This is a messenger RNA of Drosophila serrata, 1460 nucleotides long. RefSeq names its product Serpin 42Db (gene Spn42Db). NCBI's taxonomy places the organism in Eukaryota, Metazoa, Arthropoda, Insecta, Diptera, Drosophilidae. The record is from RefSeq and is a predicted model, not a curated record. Gene Ontology annotation, molecular function: serine-type endopeptidase inhibitor activity.
AAGCCAGACAACUGUCAUAGAAAAUGAGUGUGCCUUGCCCCAUCUACCUACAAAAGGAAAAUGUGUAGAAGUUCCCAAUGAGUCCAAAUUGAAUGCCGCCACUUCAGUAGCCACCAAAAGAUCACUUCCACCAUGCAGGACUCGGAUUUUGCCAAAGACUUGGAGCACUUCACCUUCCGCCUGCACGAUCAGCUUACAAAAGCCAAUCCCGACCAGAAUGUCGUUUACUCGCCGCUAUCCAUCCGCACUUCCGGAGGCAUGCUGCGGAUGGGAGCUACUGCGGAAUCACCCACGGCCGAUGAGUUGGACGAGGGGCUCCGGUUCAGCUCUGGCGACGUGCAGAGAAUAGCAUCGAGCUUCGAUAUCGUUCUUAAGGCCUACGAGCAGUGUGGGAUCCUAAAAAUGGCCAACCGUAUAUACGUGAUGAUGGGUCUCACGCUCAACAAGCAGUUUAACAGCAUUUUGGAGAACAACUUCCGCUCUAAGCCCACCGAGAUUGACUUCGGCAGUGCCCAAGCGGCCAGCGACAUCAAUAGCUGGGUAGAGUCCCAGACAAAUGAGCUAAUCAAAGACCUCAUCGGCCCCGAUGUCCUAUCAACGAACACACGACUGGUGCUAGUCAAUGCCAUACACUUAAAGGGCGAGUGGGCUGUCAAAUUCAAUGAAGAAUACACCGAACCAGAGGACUUCUUCCUGUUGACGAAAAAAAAGAUCACCGUACCCAUGAUGCAUACGAAAAACCAGUUUUUCUUUGGUGACCUACCGAAUCUGAAUGCCACUGCCCUCAGGAUGGACUACACCGCAUGCAACCUGGCCAUGAUCAUCCUUCUGCCGAACGAGGAUUCCAGUCUGCCAAACCUAGAGAACAUGCUGGCUAGCACUUCCCUGUUGUCUAUAUUGUCGAAGAUGUCCCUGAAACAAGUUGAUGUGAAAAUUCCAAAAUUCCGAGCCGAGUUUCAACAGGAGUUAGAAAGUGCAUUCAAACUGAUGGGCAUGGGUCGUAUAUUCAGCAAUCAGGCAGAGCUCGGAGAAAUGAUAUCUUCUAAGGAGAGCAUUUCAGUCUCCAAAAUCAUACACAAAGCCUUUAUUGAAGUCAACGAAUUCGGCACCGAGGCAGCCGCCGCAACGGCUCUGACAAUUACCUUUCGGAGCAUGUCAGUUCCAAAGAUGUUCCAUGCCAACAGACCCUUCUUUUAUGGCAUCUUCGACAAGGUCCAUGGCUUUCUGUUCGUUGGCCGAUACAUCACUCCGGUAAUUGAAAGGGCAAGAAGAUGCAAAUGUCCUAUUGACAAAUCCUGCGAAAAGUGCUCUCACUGCAAGCAAUGUCUGUCACAAAAAAAGGAUUGAACAUGAUUCCCGGUACAACAUACUACUAAGAAAAUCUUUGGAUACAAAAUUACUUGCAUUUGUUUUACUUGGCAAUAAAUACAAUAAAAUAAGGAGUAAGGCAACCAAGAGAA